Molecule: messenger RNA, 4714 nt
Organism: Aethalodelphis obliquidens (Pacific white-sided dolphin)
Lineage: Eukaryota; Metazoa; Chordata; Mammalia; Artiodactyla; Delphinidae
Gene: ADGB
Product: androglobin
Exons: 34
Coding region: 113-4516 (1467 amino acids)
Biological process (GO): proteolysis
Molecular function (GO): oxygen binding; calcium-dependent cysteine-type endopeptidase activity; heme binding
Source: RefSeq, a predicted model, not a curated record
UUAUUCCUGGAAACGUCCACAGGAUUUUUUAAUUAAUCAGCCUCCAGUGGUUGUGAAAAACGAAAUCCUUGACUUGUUUUCAGCAAAUGAGCGUUUACUCUGCAGUGAGCUGAUGAGAUGGAUUAUCAGCGAAAUCUACGCCACGUGGAAGAUAUUCAAUGGGGGUGCUUUGAACAAUUAUAUUAAAGGGACUGCAGGGGAACCUCCUCUUCUGGUCUGGAAGCCCUGGGAACACAUUUACUCUCUGUGCAAGGCUGUGAAGGGUCACAUUCCCUUGUUCAAUAGCUAUGGAAAGUAUGUUGUGAAACUUUACUGGAUGGGUUGCUGGAGAAAGAUAACUAUUGAUGACUUUCUGCCUUUUGAUGAAGAAAACAAUCUAUUGCUUCCAGCUACAACCUGUGAAUUUGAACUUUGGCCAAUGCUCUUGUCUAAAGCUAUCAUUAAGCUGGCAAAUGUGGACAUCCAUGUAGCGGAGAGGAGAGAACUGGGAGAGUUCACAGUGAUUCACGCACUCACAGGAUGGUUACCAGAAGUCAUUUCUCUCCACCCAGGAUAUACAGACAAAGUUUGGGAGCUCUUGAGAGAAAUAUUGCCCGAGUUUAAGCUGUCAGAUGAGUCCAGCUCUGAAAGCAAAAUAACAGACACAGAUGCCAAAUUAAAAGAACAAGGAAAAGACAUGAAGGAUGGGAAAGAAGUGAAAGAUGGCAAAGAAAUGAAAGAUGGCAAGGAAUUCAAACCUGAAGUUUCAGCAACAAUACUAAAAUUACCUGAGAAAAGUGACAGAGUUUUAAAGGCCGAUGCAAAAGACCUUGGAAAGAAGAGGAGUAAAGAUGGAGAGAAGGAAAAAGAAAAGGAAAAAUCCAAAUGGUCUCUUCAUGGUUCAAGGCCCUCAUCAGACGUACAAUAUUCUCUACAGUCUCUGUCAGAUUGUUCUUCAGCAAUACAGUCCCCUCAGGUAGUUGUAUAUGCUACCUUUACACCUCUCUAUUUGUUUGAAAAGAAUAUCUUUUUAUUAGAGAAGAUGGCUGAUUCUGCUGAGAAGCUUAGGGAAUAUGGGCUUUCCCAUACCUGUAGCCAUCCUGUGCUGGUGACAAGAACUAGGUCUUGCCCCCUUAUAGCACCACCAAAACUACCUCCUAUACCUCCGUGGAAACUCCUUCGUCAAAAAAAGGAAACUGUUAUAACAGAUGAAGCUCAAGAAUUAGUAGUAAAGAAGCCUGACCAGUUUCUUGAGAUUUCAAGUCCAUUUCUGAAUUAUAGAAUGACUCCAUUUACAAUCCCAACAGAAACUCAUUUUGUACGAACUUUGAUUAAGAAAGGGGUGCUUCCAGGAUCUGGUUUAUCUUCCCUUACUGAAAAUGAUGAAACUACAACCGUUAGCCAGACAGACUUAAGUCAAUUGACAAGAACUAUGUCUCAGGGUAAUGCUGCUUCACAAGCUAUACUCAGAAAAGAUGAACUACCAGACUAUGGAUUGAAUGAUGCAGCCCAUCCAGCUGAAGGAAUCAGUCUGGAAAGAGAUUUGGUCAGCCAGACAACAGCAACACAGGAAAAAUCGAAGGAGGAACUUGCAACAGUAAAUAAUUGUGUUUCUAAAGAAAUAUGGUUAGAUUUUGAAGACUUCUGUGUAUGCUUUCAGAAUAUAUAUAUUUUCCACAAGCCAAGUUCAUAUUGCCUUAACUUUCAAAAAUCAGAAUUCAAGUUCUCAGAUGAACGUGUGUCCUACUAUCUAUUUGUGGACAGUCUAAAGCCCAUUGAACUACUGAUUUGCUUUUCUGCAUUGGUACGCUGGGGAGAAUCUGGAGCUUUAACAAAGAACAGCCCUCCCAUACAGCCUGGACUACUUACAGUUGAGAGAGUUUCUUGGAAAUCUCUGAGGCCACGUGAUCUUGUUGUGACAAUUCACACGUAUGCUACCAAGGCUACAGUGGUUCGCCUGCCUGUUGGGAGACACAUGCUGCUGUUCACCGCAUACUCCCCCGUGGGGCACUCCAUACACAUCUGCAGCAUGGUGACCUUUGUCGUCGGGGAUGAAGAUGUCGUGCUACCCAACUUUGAACUGGAGAGCUACCGAUUUACAGAGCGGGCUUUAACAAUUUUGAAAGCUGUUGGACAUGGCAUCGCUAAUUUCGAAGAUAAGGCUAAACUUUCUGCAGCCCUGAAGGAUCUACAAACAGCUCACUACCCUAUUCGCCUCCAGGAUAAAAAACUAACUGCACAGCACUUCCGGAUGAGGGAGUCUGCAAAGAGUCUUCUGCUAGAUGCGGAAUGCUUAGAUGUUAAAUGUAAUGUGCCAAUAAGUGACAAAGAGUAUUCUCCUGAGGAAGUAGCAGCAGCAAUUAAAAUUCAAGCCAUGUGGAGAGGGACGUACGUCAGAUUACUUAUGAAAGCUAGAACACCAGGCACAAAGGAAAAUACCAGUGUUGCAGAUACUCUUCAGAAAGUUUGGGCUGUACUGGAACAAAAUAUAGAACAAUAUGCGAUUUCUCUCUUAAGACUAAUGUUUAAAAGUAAGUGCAAGUCUAUGGAAUCUUAUCCAUGCUAUCAAGAUGAAGAAACUAAGACUGCUUUUGCUGACUACACUGUGACUUACGCAGACCAGCCACCAAAUACUUGGUUUAUAGUAUUCAGAGAAACAUUUUUGGUUCCUCAAGAUAUGACUUUGGUUCCCAAAGUAUAUACUACACUUCCAGUCUGUAUGCUCCACGUUGUUAAUAAUGACACCAUGGAACAAGUGCCAAAGGUAUUCCAAAAAGUGGUGCCUUAUCUUUAUACUAAGAAUAAGAAAGGAUAUACAUUCGUGGCUGAAGCAUAUACUGGUGAUGUGUAUGUAACAUCCUCACGAUGGAAAAUGCGCCUCAUUGGUUCUUAUCAUCCACUCCCAUGUCUGUCUCGAGAUCCUCCAUGUAAUACCUUUACCAUAAAGGAAAUCAGAGAUUACUACAUACCCAAUGAUAAGAAAAUUGUAUUCAGGUAUUCAGUUAAAGUUGUAUUACCACAUCCUGUUACAAUACAGGUACGCACAUCCAAACCAGAUGCAUUCAUCAAGCUACAGAUCCUAGAAAAUGAAGAAGUUAUCGUGAGCUCCACUGGGAAGGGCCAAGUUAUCAUUCCAGCAAUUAACCUCUUGGGGAAUGAGAAAGCCUUGAGCUCCCAGUCUAGCAAGCAAGUUCUUUCAACUCAUGCUUCAUUCAAGAAAGAGCAAGAAUUUUACGUUAAGAAGAAAUCUGUCCCAGGAGGUCAUAAAUCCUAUAAAAGACCUGGAAGUGCAAUAGUAGACACUGGUCAGCCUAUUUUGGAUGAGGAAACUAUCUCUGUACCCACUACAGAAGAAAAUGCUAGCACACCACAGCAGGUAUACAAGUAUAUUAUACAGUGUUUGGUGUUGUAUAACAGUUGGCCUCUCACUGAAAGUCAACUGAUGUUUGUUCAAGCACAAAAAGACUUAGAGAAAAAUGAUAACAAAGCACAUGGAGAGAAACAUGAGGAAUUAAUUACCUUUGGAAGUCCAGAUUCCCACAGUAUUAGUGAGGGACAAAAAUCUUUAGGAACUUCCAAAACAACAAGGAAAGGCAAAGAAAAGUCUUCUGAGAAAGAAAAGAUAGCCAAAGAAAAACAAGUGCCUCGCGUUGAGCCUCAGAUACCCACUGCUCACCCUCAACAAGAAGACCCAAAUAAACCCUACUGGAUUUUGAGGUUGGUCACUGAAUACAACGAAGCAGACUUUUUUGAAGUGAAAAAAGAUACAGAACGAGCAGAUGAAAUCCGAGCCAUGAAGCAGUCCUGGGAGAUGACUGAACCAGGAAGAUCGAUCAAGGCUGCCCAGGCGCGUCUCCAUUAUCUCAGCCGGUUCAUUAAGAAAACACCUGAUGCUGAGUGUGUGCCUAUGUCUGAAAGCCAAACCAAAGAAGGGGAAGAAGGGAGUAUGCUGUGGAAGCAGUGGCAGACAAACAAGGGCUUCAAGGAUCUGGCAAAAUCAACAAGUAGUGAAAGUGAAGGAUCAUCCCCCACAGGGAAGGAAGAGCGUGAGCAGAGCAUGCAGAAGGAAAAUAUCAGGCCUCGUUCACGAUCCCCAACAAUUUUGGAAAUGCCUCCCCAACUUAUUCGAAAAAAACUAGAAUGUGUAGACUUAAGUCAAUAUGUACGAAAAACAAAUACUGAUCCUCUGCUGCAAACGGAUGAGCUGAAUCAGCAGCAAGCAAUGCAAAAGGCAGAGGAGGUCCAUCAGUUUCGACAAUAUAGGACCAGACUCCUUAGCAUUCGUGAUAUUGAGCAAGAAGAAAGGCUUAAAGUAAAGGAGCGAGUUCUGGAGAUGUACGGGGAGAUGCGGGACUCCUUAGAUGAAGCCCGGCAGAAGAUCUUCAAUAUCCGGGAACAGUACAGAAAAAAGUUACUGGAAGCUGAGCGCCAAAGAUUGGAGUCUCAGGCUGCGGAGGAAGCCGCGAUCCGGCUAGAGCCAGAAAAGAAGGUCCCGGCUCCAGACACACAAAAAAAACAGAAAGGAAAGAAAAAGUGACCAGGACAUGCCCAAUACUCCCUUUCCUCCAAAGAGGGAAAACCUACUUUUAAUUAUCUAUAACUUUGCCUUUUGACGAGAAUAAGGUAUUAAUUAGGCCAAAUGAAAAUAGACGUUUUCCCACCUUAGAAGUACUUUCUGUGUUUUGACAUUAACUUAUUGGUUGUUCCCAGAGAGCUAUGAUUUGAGUAUAAAAUU